AUGUCGGACGUCGCACCUUACGAAGGUCUCGGCUGGCUCGGCUUGUCCCUCCUCAUAAAAACAUAUCUUCUGCCAGUCACACACUCUAAUUCCGCACCCGAAAAACGGCAGUUCCUCCCCGCCGGCGCCGCGAACGCAACCACAGUCACCGAAACGGCCACCUUCUUUCCGGAGCCGAAGACCUUGACCGAUGAGGUCUACAAGACCAUCAUCCAAACAGAAACUGCGACGCGCACCACCACCACAACAGCCACGGUCCCAAAGACCAUUUUCGCCACAGUGACUGAACAUCUCACGUCUGUGUCCACCUCCGUAGACCACCACUGGCUCACCAAAUGGACACACUACCCCAUCGAUCCGGCAACCCCAUACACGACGAUACUCUACACUCCCGACGCCACUCUGAGCCCGAGUACUCCUGAGGCUGAAGCGUACCCUCCAGUCACCACACAAAUGCCCGCGACAGUGUCUACCUCAGCAACAUGGUUCCCAUGGAGAGCGUUCUCGGCCAUCCUCCUCGUCUUACUGAUGAUCUCUAUUGCCGCAAUCGCGCUCAUGUGGUACCGUGAGCCAAGGGUAAUCAGACUAUCAGGACAGCUGAAGAGUAAGCAAGUGGCCUACGAGACAAUGAAGCGAAGCCGCGCGGAAAUUGCAGAGAAGGCACUGGCCGAGCGAGCGACCCUGCUUCAUAGAUGCGACAAGGCUGAGCGGUCAGCUAAGCUUCUGCCCGGGCGAGAUGCGAUACUUCAAGGUCUCGGUGUCCUUGAAGCUGGCGAAGGCGAAAUUGACCAAAAGACACUCAAUAUCAGGUUAGAGGCUAGACUGAGCACUCUAAUCGCGGACAAACAGCGCCUAGAAUACCUGGAACUGGACAACAAGGCCCAAAGAACGGAGAUCAGGGACCUCAAAGAGACCAUCAUGACCCGACUGCGCAGUCAGUACGUUUCUGGAGUCGUACGGACCUUCGACGAGUUGCUUCAAGACAAGCAACAAGAAAUCACAAACCUUCGAAAAAUGAUCAACACUGACAACGUUGGCGAGGCUGUCAAGGAGUCCGCCCAGCUGCACGAAGAGAAAGAGGCUGAGCUCAUUGAGCUACGGCCUCUGCGCACCAAGGUCGUUGCCCUAGAGCAGGCGCUCAACGAAGCCAAGAACGAGACUUCGCUAGUUCAGGCUCAGAAGAAGACCCAGGGUGUAGACGACGAACGGCGCUGGAACGGGGAGCGUGACAGGUUGCGCAGAGAACAUCGCACCAACGCCGAUGCCCUGAAAGCGAAGCACAACAGUGAAAUGACCACACUGAAGGCAAACAUCAACACGGCUAACUGUCUGGGAGACCCAGACCUGCGAAACGCCCUGGUUCAGGCAGACCAAAAGUCCGCGGGACUGGAGAAGAAGCUGAAACUUGCCUCACAGCAGGUCUUGGGCAUGUCGGCGAGGAACCCCGCGAUCAACCCCCCGUCUACUUCCACUGUGGAGAGGGAUCUCCGAGACCAGGUUCAUAAAUUGAACGUCAAUGUGCAGACAUUGAAUAAUAAAGUCAUGCUCAUCACCCAGGAGCGCGAUGAGGCCAUCAGCGCGACUACUGAAGCCAAGUCUAAGGGCGAGGCGGUGUACAGUCAGUUGCAAAAUCUCCAGGCAGUAGGAAGCAACAACGGGACGCCAGCUGCAACGAUCGUGCAGUAUCAGGCGGACUUGACGCAGAAAGACCAGUCUAUCAAGAAAUUACACGACCAAAAUGACAGCCAGGCGAUUCUAAUCAACCGAUAUCAUCAAGAAGGCAUCCAAGAGAUCGACCGCCGUGAUCAGAAGAUACAGCAGCUUGAAUCGGGCGCGACGCACAACAGUCAAACCAUCACAGUUCUGCAACAGCGCAUCGUCUCUCUCGAAAACGACGUCGCGGCUAAGGAGACCAAAUGCCAAAACCUCGAUACACGCAUCCAGGCUCUGAGUCACGGUCAGCCCGCAAUCAUCGAUGCAGCGUCUUCAACGCAGAUUGGAGCGCUGAAGAAGGACAACGACUCAUUAAAGAAUGACAACGACUCAUUGAAGAAGGAAGUCCAGGCCGAGAAAGAGAGAUACACCCUCAAAGUCGUCGAGCUCAAGAUCAAGAUUGAUGAUCUAGAACGGGAUGAGCAGAAGGCGAAAGAUGAACUCAAGGAAGCCAUCGAUUCGCGAGGCAAGGUCAUCGCCGCGAAGAUCGCGGAGCACAAACGUGAGCGCCAGCAGGAGUUUGAUGACUUGAAGAACUCGCAAGCAAGUUCGGAAAUCAAGGCGUUGAAAUAUCGAAUUGAGCAAUACGAGGAAGAGAACAAGGGGCUGAGAGAGGAUGUAAAAGAAGAGUGGAAGAAGAUCCUGGUCAAGAGAGACAACGAGAUGCUAGCAUCUGCAAAGGAGCUGAGAACCGCCAAAAAGGAGAAGGAACAAUCGCAGAAGCUGUGCCACAACUUCCGAGUAAGGUGGAACCUACUUUCGAAAAACAAGGCUUUCAAGGAUGGGGUGCUCACAUAUGAGGAGGUCAAAGAUGGUCUCUUCAUGGGCAGUACUACAGAGGUCAAGGACCAGAUGAAGAAGGUUCUUGACGAUAACGAAGAUCUUCAGGCUGAGAACACAAAAUUGCGCGGCGACGUUGAGAGGUUGACCUGGUACCACAACGCGGAGUCGGUGGAGGCCGAGAUGGAAAUAGCUGAGGCUUAUGCCUCUGAUGACGAGUGA
Molecule: messenger RNA, 2715 nt
Organism: Alternaria ethzedia
Lineage: Eukaryota; Fungi; Ascomycota; Dothideomycetes; Pleosporales; Pleosporaceae
Exons: 1
Coding region: 1-2715 (904 amino acids)
Source: RefSeq, a predicted model, not a curated record